AUCGCAAAGAAAAAAGUUCGAGGACCCUCCAGCCGGCUGCAGCACGCAGCGACCAGAAUCUGGAGAAUCGGCGCUCUGGCAGUCUAGUCUCCCAAAAGACCAAGCAGCCCUUUCCCCGUCUUGCCAAUUGUCCUCACGCAGCACCUUUGUGAGUGGUCGGACUCGGGUCAUUUCUCUCUUCUCUUACCCUUUCUGGCAUAUUCCUCACAUCUGCAGUCGCGACAAUGGGUGUUGGUCGGCGCAUGAAAAAACAAGGGCCACCUGAGCCCUUGUCCGAGGCUCACUUUGCCAAACUCAAGCGCAAGGCUGGCCUGCCUGUUGACGAUGUUCCUGCCGAGACUCGUGACAACAAGAAGCGCCGGACUGGCAAGAACGCCGCCCCUACAAAACCCAACGGGACCGCGCAGAAGAAGUCGGCGCAAAAGGCGAAUGGCGCAAAACCUGUUGCUCAGCAGAACGGUGCCCGGUCGAAGCCAUCAGGCAAGAAGGCGGCGCCUGUUCCCGGCUCAGACGAAGACGUCAGCGAUGGAUUGGGCGACGGGUUUGAUGGCUCAGACAUGGACGAUUCCGAUCUGAGCAGCGACGACGACAUGGAUGGUGGCCUCGGCGAUGACUUCCUCGGUUCGGACGACUCCGUGUACGACUCCGACAAUGAAAUACAGAACAAGGCCAUGUUCUCCGAAGAUGAAGACGAAUCAGACGCGGAGGAGAAGCUGACAGCUGCCAACAUUGCGGGCUUGACGAGGAAACUUGACGAGCAACUCGCUCAAGAAGAAGCUGAUAACGAGGCGGAACUUCGCGACAGUGCCAUGCAGACCAACAUCGACGUCGAACGUCCUCAUGUACUGGAAGACGAGGAAGAGGAUCAGCUGGCAUUAAAAACCAAAGCUCUACUGGCGCCGGAUCUGCAGUUGUUGAGGAACAGAAUCAACGAGACGAUACGAGUGCUUGAGGAUUUUGCAAAGCUCGCCGAAGAGGGCAGGUCCCGUGCCGAGUACACUGCUCAGCUGCUCAAAGAUAUCUGUGCCUAUUAUGGCUAUUCCGACUAUUUGGCCGAAAAGCUCUUCAACCUCUUUACACCCCGGGAAGCCUUUGAGUUCUUCGAGGCCAACGAGUCUGCAAGACCUGUCGUCAUCCGCACAAAUACUCUUCGAACUCACCGCAGAGAUCUUGCCCAGGCACUAAUCAACCGCGGUGUCACUUUGGAGCCUGUCGGCAAAUGGUCCAAGGUCGGUCUCCAGAUCUUUGAAAGCACAGUGCCGCUCGGUGCCACCCCUGAGUAUCUCGCUGGCCACUAUAUUCUGCAGGCCGCUUCGUCUUUCCUCCCAGUGAUGGCGUUGGCCCCGCAGGAGAACGAGCGGUGCUUGGAUAUGGCUGCCGCUCCUGGUGGUAAAACGACCCAUAUGGCAGCCAUGAUGAAGAACACUGGUUGCAUCUUUGCAAACGAUCCCAGCAAGCAGCGUGCCAAGGGUCUUAUUGGCAACAUCCAUCGCUUGGGAGCCAGAAACGUGGUUGUUUGCAACUACGACGCCCGCGAGUUCCCUCGCGUCAUCGGUGGCUUUGACAGAGUGCUGCUUGAUGCCCCAUGCUCCGGUACUGGUGUCAUCGCCAAGGAUGCUUCUGUCAAGACCAACAAGACGGAGAAGGAUUUCAUGAUGCUGCCACACAUCCAGAAGCAACUUCUCUUAUCCGCCAUCGAUUCAGUCAACCACGCCAGCAAGACCGGCGGCUUCCUGGUCUAUUCGACAUGUUCUGUCACAGUUGAGGAGAACGAAGAAGUCGUCAAUUAUGCCCUACGAAAGCGGCCCAACGUGCGCCUGGUUUCGACUGACCUGAGUUUUGGCCGGGAAGGUUUCACCAGCUACCGUGGCAAGAACUUCGAUGCUAGCCUGAAGCUUACCAGGAGAUACUACCCGCACGCAUACAACGUGGAUGGUUUCUAUGUUGCCAAGUUUCAAAAGGUUGGCCCAACACCGCCCAGCCUCGUCAAGGACUUCAACAAGAACCAAGACUCUGCGACUAAGGCCACUGCCCAGGCUUCGGGCGGCGAGACUGAGGAUGAGAUCAUUGACAAGACGCCCAUCGCCGCUGAUGAUAAGCUGGCUGGAACCGUUGGUGUCGAAGAUGAUGGCUUCGGUGGCUUCGAUGAGGAGGAGGACAAGGAGUACAUGGAGAAGGCUAAGCGCAACGCCAUGCGUCGGCGCGGUCUGGACCCCAAGGCUUUGGACAAGGGCAAGGCUAAGGCUGCGAAGUCGGACGAGAGCAGCAGUCGCAAGGACAAGGCAGAGCCCAAGGAGGGCAAGGGCAAGGCCGAUGGUGUCAAGACGAAGAGCAAGAAAAAGGAGAAGACCAAGGCUUGAGUAGGCCGACUUCACAUAAUUGUGCACAUAGCAGCGCGUUUCGGUAUUUAUAGAAUACGAGGAAUUGUUUUCUUCUGGCGAUAUGUAAUGGCCGGAACAAGCACUGUGCCGUUUUGACACCGUCGUGUUAUACACAUCGGCAUGUAGAAUCAGGGUUAAUGCAACUAUACCAUGGAUGGCACCCAUUGGACUGGCGCGAUACUUUCCAGCAUCGAAUCACUCUUCAUCU
Messenger RNA from Microdochium trichocladiopsis, 2589 nucleotides. Its product is annotated as NOL1/NOP2/sun family-domain-containing protein. Gene Ontology annotation, biological process: rRNA base methylation; maturation of LSU-rRNA. The transcript is spliced from 2 exons. NCBI's taxonomy places the organism in Eukaryota, Fungi, Ascomycota, Sordariomycetes, Xylariales, Microdochiaceae. Gene Ontology annotation, molecular function: rRNA (cytosine-C5-)-methyltransferase activity; RNA binding. Bases 225 to 2360 code for a protein of 711 amino acids. Gene Ontology annotation, cellular component: nucleolus. The record is from RefSeq and is a predicted model, not a curated record.